Messenger RNA from Stegostoma tigrinum, 3248 nucleotides. It is a transcript of the gene ace2, whose product is annotated as angiotensin I converting enzyme 2. Gene Ontology annotation, biological process: proteolysis. Gene Ontology annotation, molecular function: peptidyl-dipeptidase activity; metallopeptidase activity. Bases 165 to 2621 code for a protein of 818 amino acids. The record is from RefSeq and is a predicted model, not a curated record. The transcript has 19 exons. Lineage: Eukaryota; Metazoa; Chordata; Chondrichthyes; Orectolobiformes; Stegostomatidae. Gene Ontology annotation, cellular component: plasma membrane.
AAGUUUGAGACUUCCAGCACCUUUUGCACAAAGAAAGAUUUCCUCAUUGCAUUCCUGAUAGAUCGCGAUCUCAUUUUACUGGGGCCAUUGCGAUAGGAUUUGAUUUAAACAGGAGAGCCCGGAACGAUAACAUUCAUCAGAGGAUUACUCAGCUCGGGAGAAGCAUGUCGCCGUUAGCGCUAUGGGUCCUGAGCCUCAUGGCACCUGCAUUCUCCCUAACAACUGAGCAAGAAGCCCAGCAAUUUCUGGACAGAUUUAGCAAGGAUGCUGAGAAACUGGUCUACAAAUCAUCCCUGGCAUCAUGGACAUACAACACCAAUAUCACGGAAGAAAAUGCCUUGCAGAUGAACAUAGCCAGCGAGGCGUGGUCUGCAUUUUACCAAAAUGCCUCGGACGAAGCAAGUAAAUUUCCCAUUGGACAGAUAAAGAACAAACAAGUCAAACUGCAGCUCAAGAUGCUUCAGGAUAAAGGCUCUGGGGUCUUACCUGCAGAGGAAUACCAACAGCUGUCAAAAAUUCAGAAUGAUAUGGUCAGUAUCUACAGCACGGGAACAGUCUGCGAUCCAAAUGAACCCAGUCGCUGCAUGGAAUUGGAGCCAGGGUUGACCGUUCUGAUGGCCGAGAGCAAGGAUUACUACAAGAGGCUGUGGGCCUGGGAAGGCUGGCGAGUGAACGUGGGGAAACGAAUGCGACAACUCUACGAGGAAUAUGCAGCUCUGAAGAACAAGGCAGCGAAAAUGAACGGUUACGAAGACUACGGUGACUACUGGCGGGGAAACUACGAAACCGAUGAUGUUGGAGUGUAUGCGUACAGUCGAAACGAUCUCCUGAAAGAUGUGGAUCGAAUACUUGAAGAGAUAAUGCCCCUGUACAAGGAACUGCAUGCAUAUGUGAGAGCAAAACUCAGAGAUACCUUUGGGCCAGAACAUAUCAGCUCCACAGGAUGUCUCCCUGCUCACUUAUUGGGUGACAUGUGGGGAAGAUUUUGGGGAAACCUGUAUCCUUGGUCAAUUCCAUAUCCCUCCCAGGAAGACAUCGAUGUGACAUCUGAAAUGGUCAAACAGGGAUGGAAUCCAAAAAAAAUGUUUCAGAAGGCAGAUUUAUUCUUUCAAUCAUUGGACCUUCAACCUAUGAAUGAUCAUUUCUGGAACUAUUCCAUGAUUGAGAAACCUACAGAUGGCCGUAAAGUUGUUUGUCAUCCAACAGCUUGGGAUAUGGGCAACAGAGUGGAUUUCAGGAUUAAAAUGUGCACCAAAGUUAGCAUGGAAGACUUCUUGACUAUUCACCAUGAAAUGGGCCAUAUACAGUAUGACAUGGAGUACGCUAAUCUGACCUACUUAUUGCGAGAUGGGGCAAAUGAAGGUUUCCAUGAGGGUGUAGGGGAGAUCAUGUCACUGUCAGCAGCUACUCCCAAAUAUCUAAAAUCACUGGGUCUUCUUUCCGAUUCUUUCACCGAAACAAGUGAGAUUGACAUCAACUUCCUAUUGAAGCAAGCACUGACUAUAGUGGGUACCUUACCUUUCACAUACAUGAUGGAGCAGUGGCGAUGGGAAAUGUUCCGAGGAAACAUACCCAAAGAUCAGUGGAUGAAAAGGUUUUGGGAAAUGAAACGCAAGAUUGUUGGCGUUGUUGAACCUCUGCUCCAUGAUGAAACCUACUGUGACCCAGCUGCUCUCUAUCAUGUUUCCAAUGAUUACUCCUUCAUCAGAUACUACACAAGGACAAUCUACCAGUUCCAGUUUCAUGAAGCUCUGUGUAAAGUUGCUGGCCACAAAGGCGAGCUACACAAAUGUGCCAUCACCAACUCCAAUAAAGCAGGCAAGAAGCUCAGUGAUAUGCUUAAAUUAGGGAAGUCUGAAUCCUGGACUAGAGCUCUCGAGAAGAUAGCAAACCAAACCAGAAUGAAUUCCGCACCGCUGCUGAAAUAUUUUGACCCCUUGUAUACCUGGCUGAAGAAAAAUAAUGCAGACAAUCAUCGAAGGGUUGGCUGGGACACUGACUGGAGGCCAUAUAAAAAAAAUGCAGUUAAAGUACGGAUUAGUUUGAAGGCAGCCCUUGGAGAGAAUGCUUAUGCCUGGGACGUAAGUGAGAUGUACUUUUUCAAAUCAGCUGUCGCCUUUUCCAUGAGGAAGUACUGGGAGGAGUCGAGAAACCAGAUUGUCAACUUUGUGACCGAGAAUGUUUUUAUAUUCGAUGAAACAAAAAGGAUCUCUUUUUAUUUCUAUGUCAACAACCCAAAGAACCUUUCUGAAAUUAUUUCAAAGGCAGAAGUGACACAAGCUAUCAGAAAGAACAGAGAGAGAUUUAACAGCGCAUUCCUGUUGAAUGACGAGACACUGGAGUUUGUUGGUAUUAAGCCAACUCUGGCACCAGCACAUGAACCUCCCGUGGCGGUCUGGCUGAUUGUGUUUGGGAUUGUUAUCGGUCUGGUUUGCAUCGGAUUAACAAUCCUGAUCAUCAGUGGCAUUCGGGCAAGAAAACACAAAAAAGCACAAGACACCGAGAAUAAUGAGCUUCAAAAAACCAAAGAUUUACCAGCAUUGCCUUAUGAGGAGAUUGUGUUCGAACAGGGGGUUAAGAACCCAGCUUUUGCCACGGGUACAUUGAGUACGGAGUUGUAGACGCGGUCAAUCCCACACAUUUUUUGAACGUACUUGGACUAACUAUGGAACUUAUGGAAUUGUGUACUGAAGCAUUCGGUGAAGUUCAAUUAAUGCAGUUGAUAUCUGGCAACAGAAUUAGCCCAAAUUUCCACAAAGUUUUGACCGUUUAAUCUGGAUUUACUCAAGUGCAACUUACCUACACAUCAGAUCCCCAAUAAAGAGAACUGUCCCUGCACGAAGCUGAUAGUCAGGACCCUCAGAUAUCAAGAGACAAGCAAUCUCAUAGUACAGUAUUCAGAAGCAGUGUAGACUUCCCACAAUGUCAUCGCAGCCAGCACUUUGUCAUCGACAGCAGCGAUAGAACAGGAUAUGUAGCUCAUUCCAUGACCCGCCAUUGAAUCCUGUUUAUUAUUUGGCUGGAGUUGAGGAGAUGUCUGGCCUGGUUUUAUGCAGUAAAGAUUGGUGAAGGAGCAUGAGUUCAAAGAUCCCCAAAAUGUUCAAUGCUGUGUCCGAAUCUUCCCCACAUCGUCAAAUACAUUCGUCACCUCGGAGUCUUGAUUUCAAAUAGCGCACACUCCCUCCAUUGUAGCCUAAAUCUGCUGUAAUGGUUCUGGACAAAUAAAGAUAUAAAGGCAUCCCAGUUUU